This is a messenger RNA of Oreochromis aureus, 1998 nucleotides long. RefSeq lists its product as uncharacterized. The transcript has 4 exons. Gene Ontology annotation, molecular function: ubiquitin-protein transferase activity. The record is from RefSeq and is a predicted model, not a curated record. Bases 45 to 1619 code for a protein of 524 amino acids. NCBI's taxonomy places the organism in Eukaryota, Metazoa, Chordata, Actinopteri, Cichliformes, Cichlidae.
AUUCCAGGAAUUUUUUGUUGACUUGUGUGAUUCACAAUUUCCAGAUGGAACCCAAUCCAAAAAAACUGAAAUCACUCUGUGAGGCAGUCACAACACAAAGACAAGGAAAAUCACAUCAUAUGCAUUCAACCCCAACAGACAUUAAAAACACUGUCGUGGGACAGCGGCAGAAGAAUGACUCAAGUGAUCAUGAUUUCCCUGACCACUGCUCUGAAAUUAUUGAUCUGACCAGUAUAGUUCCUUAUAAAUCCUUCAAACUAGAGUCCCGGGACAAACUUCCAGAAGAUUUGGAAUUUCGUUUUCCAGACAUAGACGAAGCGGAUACGGUUCUAUGGAAUCCUGAAGAGGAUCUUGUCAGAGCAGAUGGUGAUGACACAGUUGUGAUAACCCUGAAUUGUGUCAACAGUGACGAUCUCACACAGAAUGCCGACACAAAUGGAUUACCUAUGGAUGGUUUCCUGCUCCCAUUGUCUUCAGCUAAUGGCUUGCCCACAUCCCAUAUGCAGUCAAUACAGGGGGAAGCAACCCAGAUUGCACAGGACCAUGGACUGAAUUUCAUCGCACAAGGUUUGCCUUUAGAUUCAAGCAGCCAACUUUCCCCAUCAAAUUCAGGAGACCCACAGAGCCCCCUACAUGUAUCAGUCCGCAGGAUAAAAGUUGUUGAUGAUCUUUUGGCUGUAUUUAUGGACAGUAGCAUUAUGAAUGAGACUUUAAAGAUGAACUUUGUAAAUGAAAAUGCUGUUGAUGAUGCUGGGGUGUCAAGGGAGGUUUACACUGCAUUUUGGGAGCAAUUUUUGGAACAGUGUGAAGGUGAAACUGAACGAGUUCCAAGGCUGAGGCCAGACUUUAGUGAGGCUGAAUGGCAAGCAGUUGGGCAGAUAUGGGUGAAAGGCUUACUAGACCAUGGUGUCUUUCCAGUGAGGCUGUCAAAGGCUUUCAUUUUAGCCUGCAUCCACGGAAUGGACUCAGUUGAUGUCGACAUUCUGAUUGCAUCGUUUCUCAACUAUCUCCCUCCUGUUGAGAGAUCUGCUGUCAACAAGGCUCUCCAAGGCACAAUGGAUGAAAAUGAUGAAGAGGACCUGCUUGAUCUUUUUACAAGGAUGGGUUCCCACUUCCUACCACCUAAGAACAACAUGCAGCCUGCCAUUGAAACAAUGGCUCAUAAGGCCAUUCUCCAAGAGCCAAAGUAUAUAAUGGAUUGCUUCUCCACACCCAUGGCGGCACGUCUGCAGCUGAAACUGUCAGGCAAGGAAAGUGUGUUGUCUCUGUAUGAGACAAAGAAGGCCACAGGCAAAAGACUAGUGCAGCUGUUUGAAACAACAAAAUUGAUGCUGUCUCACGGAGAACAGACAACCUUUAACCAUCUUCAGCGUUAUGUUAAAAACGCUGAUGAAACCAAAGCUGAGAAAAUCCUGCGCUUCUGCACAGGAUCUUCUGUGAUAUGUGUUGACAAAAUUUUGGUGUGCUUUAAUGCUGAAACUGGGCUCAACAGAAGGCCUGUUGCUCACACCUGUGGAGCUACCCUUGAAGUGCCAUGCACUUACAGUUCUUAUCCUGAAUUUCGCACCGAGUUCGACAAUAUCCUUUUCAGCAAUUACUUUGAAAUGGACAUCAUUUGAAUCUGAUGAGUGUACUAAUGGUUACAGCUGUAAUUGUUAUAUGUAUGAUUAUCCUUGAGUUCAUGAAUUCUGUCUUUUCUCAUUUGUCAUUGAAGCAUUUGAUAUAUUCAGCCGUAUAGUAAGCUGUCACACGUUUAACUUUCUGAUGGCUUAGUUGUAUGUUAGCUCCGAUUUCACAAGGACUCUUUAUUGUUUAAAAUUCUUUGAAAAUGACUGGAUCUUUAACUUCUGUUGAAAACAAGGUUUGAGUUUAUUGUUAGAGGGACAGAUCACAUCAAAAUGUGCUGUACACAUUAUCAUUGUUUUCAUUUACUCCUGCCAUCAGCCAGAAUAAAGGCUCGCUUUUGUUUUAAGUUCAGUGUCCUCUCUCUCUCUCAUU